Molecule: messenger RNA, 1786 nt
Organism: Cuscuta europaea
Lineage: Eukaryota; Viridiplantae; Streptophyta; Magnoliopsida; Solanales; Convolvulaceae
Source: the annotation of a GenBank genome assembly
AUAUGAUCAAAAAAUUUAAUAAAAAAAUUCAGGGGUAAACUGUCUCAAAUAGUGAUGGCUGGGCUUAUUUGAUCUUUUCAAGUUUUCAAUCUGUGCAGGGCUGAACCUUAUUAGACCGUAUAGCAGUUUUACAGUUUUACAAGCCUGCUAUUCUGUGUGCGAUCAAUUCAGAUUUUUUCUGCCUGCAAAUCAAAACGGUGCUAAACAUGGACGGAUAUGGAGGGGGGAGCUGGACGAUGAUCCCCAACAUCCAGACUACCAGUAACCCCUCUACACCCUCUAGUCAAGACCAUCUCUUUCUCCAACAGCAGCAGCAACAACAACAGCAGUUCAAUCAGCAGCAACAGCAGCUGUAUCAGCAGCAGCAGCAGCAGCAGAUGCAGACGCAUACGCCGCCGCCUCCGGCUCUGCAGCAGUCACUCGCGUCUCACUUUCAUCUCAUACAGCUGGUAGAGAAUUUGGCGGAUGUAAUCGAAAAUGGGACUCGCGAUCAGCAUUCAGAUGCCAUGGUUAAUGAAUUGAAAAACCAAUUUGACAAGUGCCAACAGCUGCUCAACUCAAUAUCAGCUUCAAUCAGCUCAAAGUCCAUGCAGACUGUUGAGGGACAAAGGCAGAAACUGGCUGAAGCUGAAGAGUUGUCAAAUCAACGAAAGGAACUUAUUUCCAAGUACAAAACCUCAGUUGAAGAGCUGCUCAUCAAGUCCGAACUAUGAAUGGUGUUCACAUUGUUGCUGGGGGGUUGGGUGGGGUUGAGUGGGGGCAGCUGCCCCCCUGCCCCCAUCCUGGACACGCCUCUGUGUGUGUAUGUAUAUGUGAGAACUAGGUGUGAAAUUGUUGCACGACUUUGGCAUAAUUUGGGAUUGCUGUUUUGGGACGCUUGUGGCACCACCUGAAUCAGAUGGUAGUUCCAAAGUAGUACACAAGAUCAACAUCGUCCAGAUCCUCAGAGAAUGGAGGGUAAUAGUGUAAUCAGAAAGCAUAAAAGGAAUGUAUCUCCAACCAAUGGAAAUUGCUGAAAAUGAACAUCAAGCUUCAUAGUCGUUUUUGCCAAAUUAGCCCUGACAUCGCCUAAGUAAAUGUCUCACAGGGAAAAAGAGAAGAUUCCAUUGCCAAGGUCAAAGGCCUCAAGUUAGGAAAAACUGCCUGCUAACUCCUAGAUGUGCCCAUGUGAUUUAGCCGAGAUAUUACUAGAGAUGAAGUGAUUUUAUAUAUGUUUAGGUUUCCUGAUAUUUGAUAUUAUUCAAAUAAAUUUAAGAAAAGUUCAAACAAAUAAUAAACUUCAAUUCAUCUAGUUUAAACCAAUGAUUUAUUUUCCUAAAUAUAGUUUUUCCUUCACAAUUUUUCCCCCUAUUUUAUUUCUUUAUCACUUUCCGAGUUCCAAAAACAUGUGGACAUGAUGAAAAACAUGAAGAAUGAGGUCAAACGUGUUGGGUUUGUGGUGCUGCAUUGAUACACUUUUUUUGCAAUGUCUUUCUACUGAAAAAAGAUGAUCUCUAUUGACAGAUUGAGCUACUAUAAUCUGUAAUCAUUGUGAGAAGAUAUGGAGAUGACAUUCAGACUGCAGCGCCAAGGAACAUAAAUUAGCUGUACAAUUUAGUUGUUGAUGUUUGCUUCAUUAAUAAAGUUUUUUCCUAAUGCAUCAGAUAUUAAAUCAAUAGCUUUCUGUACAGGCAUGACGUGCCUCCAGCAGGCACCAUGGAUUUCAAACACACAUACUGAAAUGAAUGAUAAUUUCAAACACGGUUUUGACCGAUUUUCAUUAAUGUAAUAUUCAUUUGUCUGGAAA